UGACAGACUCAUCAAUAUUCAUGAGACGUCUACACGGUCCACAGCCCGUCAGAUACAUACUGAAAUUGUAAACCACAGUGUUGAUCUUGUAAAAGUUUUAAAAGAUACAUUUUAGGAUUAGGACGCACCUGGCAAUAUACUGACAGAAGGCUAGAAUUUGAAUCAAAUCCCCCCCAAAAAAACAGGUUGUAGUAUGAACUAAAAUUACUUCAAAUAAGGGCCGGUAGAAAAACGUAUGAAAAUGGCAGAAUACAUAGAAAAGAAGGUCCAUUUUCUCGGAUCCUGGAAGAACAACCGUGUAGAUAAUCAGACGAUAGCACAGAUCAACUCCCAGAUUGCUACAGAGAAGGGAAAUCGUGUGAAGUUGCAGCUGUCCAGGGAUGGAAUCCGUGUGGUCAAGUCCACUAUGAUACAGGGGAAAAUGCUUCAUGACUUCAUUCCUCUGGAUAAAAUACAGUUUAUGACCGUUAGUCGGAAUCUACCUGACCUUCUAAUGGUUAUAUCCUUGACGUCUGGGGAUAAUGCCGCAAAAUUUCAGGUGCACGCGUUUAGGUGUGCAAAUGGUUUAGACGCUGGUGUUUAUGUCGGUACGUUCAGGACAUUGCAUAAGAAUUUGCGCACUGUAAAGGUGGUCAAGACGGUAAUUCCGCAGCCAAAAGGAAAUAAAGAUGAUGAAAUUAAUUGGACAUUACGGAGUAAAGAGUACGAUAAUUCGAAACGAGAACUUAAACAGUUGGUGGAUUUACAUGGAGAAAAGGCGGUGGUACACAAGAUUGGUAACGGAACAACAAUUCAUAUCGAUGAUGACGAGGAGCAACCAGUGAUGACAAAUGGACAUACGGAAGUGUUUGAAAACGGCGUGCGCAUCCCUUUAUACCGGAAGGGAAGGCCUACACGAAUGGAACGUGAGUCAUUUGAAUCAGACGUGAGUGACAAUAGGUCGGAGGUAUCAGAGUCUGCUUUGAGGAGUGAGCUUGAAAAUUUGUCACAGGAAUUACGUGAUAUCAAAAUAAUGCUUGAGAAAUCAACAGGAAUUGCCUCCGAGCCUGGAUCACCACGUGAAUUUGAACCAGUAAAAGUCCAGGUGCAUACGCACUCAGUGCAGCCUGAACAAGUCCAUGUCAAGAGAACCACGACAUACAGCGAACCGAAGUACGAAACCGUUGUUGUUAACGAGCCUGUGCGAACGACUCACCAGGAAAAUGGCUACCACGUGACGGGAGAUGAGGGUGUUACCCAUGUACGUGUCAAUGUCCCAGAUUAUAGAAAUUUUAGCGAGGGAACAUCAUCUUACACCGUGACCACAACGUCUCGACCGGAAGUACAAAAUCACACCGUGACUAUGACAUCUCAGCCGAAUUACGAGGUGGUGAAGCAAAAAGGCAAAACGACUUCGUACGAAAAUUGGAAGAAAAACACAAUAGAGCGGAAUGCUAUUCGUUACAGCGAUUUGCCGGAGAGAAUACGAUGGCAAUCACGUGAUAACCGUGCAAGUCACGUGGUUUCUGUGAGACCACGUUCAGCGUUACCAUCAUGGUCCACAGAUGCUGUAGACAGCACCCAUGUUAAGGGAGUUAAAGUCAGACACCACAAUGUCGGCCUCGGGCCCGCCUACCAACACGUUUCAUUUAAUCCACGAGUUGUGAAAAUGCAAGAUAGAAAAACGCAAUCCCUUCGCGCUAGCAGAGGUCUUUCAACCACUGUGGCCAAGCCAAUUGAUAAAGUUUAUAUCGGCAGACCUGAUGCUAAGCACCACAGCUUAUCAUAUAGGUCAAAUUCGGCCAAAGCUCGGUCCUCAAUUCUUGUGAAAGAAACUAAUGGUGUUGAUACAAAUGUUCAAAAUGUGGUUGUGGAACAAAAUAACAAUAUUGUUAAGCAUGACAAUGAUGAUGCCGAUUUGCUUGACGUGAGUGGACUUGACUUGUAUAAAGAAACCCCGUCAGAGGGCGUGGUGAUCCGUACGUGAUGAACAUGUGAUUAAAUAACAUAAAUGAGAAUAAAAGUAACACAGACAAUGUUGUUCAGACGAAAAUAUACCAAAUCAUUCUUGGAUUAUGUGGCAAAUAUUACAGAAACUGUAGCAGAAACUACGUAUUCCUUAUGUUCAGUGUUGAAACUAAACUUGUAAAAAUGAAAUAACUGAAGUCUGAGGAGGAACUUACAGUCAAUGUUAAUAGACAUGACAGCUACAGUUAAUACAUGCAUUCCUUGCUUGAACAUGAAAUAUUUGUUCAAUUUGAUUUAUAAGUUUAUAGUGGAUAUACGGACAUAACAAUGUGUUAAUACCUUAUUUCAUAAAUAUUUUCAUAUACUUAAACGUUCAUGCUAUAGCAGCACUUGAAAACGAUUAUAAAGUUUGCGAAGAAUGGAAAAGCCGGCCUAACGGGAAUUAAGAAUAUUGAAACAGCUUAAAUACUCAUGUUAUUUAAAUGUCAUUUACCGAUAUGGCUAAAGAUAUAUACGAUAUUAUGUAAAAAGGUUAAAAAUUGGUAAAUGAAACGCAUUUUAGGAAAAAAUGAUCUUUAAUGUGACACGGACUGUGCUUAUACUUUUCCGUGUUAUUUUAUUUUAUAUAGUGCGUCAUGAGUGCUCGACAAUUACAUCUUUUACCGUUAGUUGACAGUAAGGGGGAGAAUGAACUGCACUCUAGAAUGAGUGAAAUUGCGUGUCCAAACAGCACCUGUUUAAUUUAAAUGUUAUGCUGAAAACACAGUUUUUGUUAUGCUGAAAACACAGUUUUUGUUAUACUGAAAACACAGUUUUUUUUUGGAAAUCUCGUGCUAUAGCUUAGCGGGUUUUGAUUGUAUAAUAUAAUUUAGCAAGUUUAAACUGGCUAAUGUUACAAUUCAGUUAUUGCGUUUGAUUGGCUAAUAUUGUAAUUUAGCUAGUUUAAAUUGAUUGGCUACGAAGCUAGGUGCUUCUGUAAAAAUGUUAAGUGUUGUUUGUAGGAUCUAUAUUCUUGUUAACUAUUUGAAAUGAUAUUAUUUUUGUUGUAUGUAUAUGAUUAUUACAACAUUACAUUGACAUGUAUCUGCAUGUAUAUAUAUGAAUUGUGAGUUGUGUCUAUACAUAUUGGUAGAAUGCUAUACCUGUAUAACACUAUAUACAAAAUAUGUUUACUUAUCAGUUAUUUGACACAUAUGCAGUAGUUUUCAAACAUUAUAUACAUAAUUCUUUUUUAUGCAGAGACAAAGUGCGUUCAUUUCAUUGUUUAUUCUCGUUUACACAUUUUUAAAGUAUUUUGGUCUGGUUUUCAGUUAGGUGAAUUGUUCUCAAGCAACCAUGGUCCUGUAGAAAUAACUUAAUAAGAAGUGCUUCGGUUUGUAAAUGGGGUCAUGAGAUCGAUUGUGGGAUAAAAAUUUAGCUUUGAAAAUUGUUUUAAAAUUCAUCACAUUGUAAGUCAAUGGAUAGGUCGUGAAACCAGUUUAGAUUUCAUUUCUUGAAACGAAAUUUUAAAGGGCAUGCAAUUGGUCUAAAAUUUAGACGGAACCAGUUUGUAGAUUAAAAACAUAGAGCUUCAAAUCAAGACUUCUUAGAAACAGUGGUUAGAUCAAAGUGCGUGGAAUCAAUUGAGAUUACAGGUUAAAGACACCUAUCAAAAGUCACAGAAAGAUCAAAGGUCAUGGACCCAGUCAAGCCCAUCAGGACAUGGUACCAGUCUUAAUCCAUAACAAAAUUGUAAAAUAAUGUUUCUUUCUUAUCUUUAUUAGUAAAUAUACAUUUGCUUCAUAUUUCAGUAUACAGAUGUGCAUUUGCAUACGUUAAAUAUAGGCAAUCCAUUGUUUGUGAUAUGUGUGACUCUUUGAAACCUUUUGUAAAUGUGCUUCUUUAAAAUCAUUUUGCUAGAGUUCUGUAAUAGUUUGAUUUGAUCAGCUGAAGUGUUAGGAUGCCUGCUUUUGAACGAUGGAGGGAGAGGCUUUGUGGCCCUCAAACCUCUUGCACCUCACCCGCUGAUGGAUAAGCCAACCAGUUAGCUUUUAGCAUUUAGGUGGUUCUACCCAGCGUACGCCCAUAUGUGCCUGUAAUAUUGACCACAGAGGAAUACGAUGUCUGUAGUCGCAAGUAAUCUGAAAACUGGCUGAAUUUAAACCCAACAAAACUAAGUUUCUGCGCAUGCUUUAACCAAUGCAAAAGUAAACAUCAGUACAUGUUUAAUCUAAAUUUGUGAAAAUUCAUAAUUACAAUCAUGUUCUAUAUGCUAUAUUGAAUUUUAAUAGUUUAUGUAAAUCAUAAUAAAAGUUGAUUAUCGCUUCA
Messenger RNA from Mercenaria mercenaria, 4254 nucleotides. RefSeq lists its product as uncharacterized. Lineage: Eukaryota; Metazoa; Mollusca; Bivalvia; Venerida; Veneridae. Bases 236 to 1966 code for a protein of 576 amino acids. The transcript has 5 exons. The record is from RefSeq and is a predicted model, not a curated record.